Equus quagga is the source of this 4330-nucleotide messenger RNA. It is a transcript of the gene IPO11, whose product is annotated as importin 11. Bases 160 to 3087 code for a protein of 975 amino acids. The transcript is spliced from 30 exons. Gene Ontology annotation, molecular function: small GTPase binding. Gene Ontology annotation, biological process: protein import into nucleus. NCBI's taxonomy places the organism in Eukaryota, Metazoa, Chordata, Mammalia, Perissodactyla, Equidae. Gene Ontology annotation, cellular component: nuclear envelope; cytosol. The record is from RefSeq and is a predicted model, not a curated record.
CGACGCUGAACAUGGCGCGUUCCUAGAAGCCGCUUUCGGCAUCAGUAGGCGGCGGCGUGUGGACUGGAAGCGUGCGGCGCGGGACGAAGCGACGCCGCUCGGUGUUGGGGAGUGGAAGCAGGAGAGCCAGGCUGUUCCGGACCGAGCCAAACGGUUUCCAUGGAUCUCAAUAGUGCCAGCACUGUUGUUCUUCAGGUCUUAACACAGGCCACUAGUCAGGAUACUGCUGUGUUAAAACCAGCUGAGGAGCAGUUGAAACAGUGGGAGACACAGCCAGGUUUCUAUUCGGUGUUGCUGAAUAUUUUCACAAACCACACUCUGGAUAUAAAUGUAAGGUGGCUCGCUGUGCUGUAUUUUAAAAAUGGAAUUGAUCGUUACUGGAGACGUGUAGCACCUCAUGCUCUCUCAGAGGAAGAGAAAUCUACGUUACGUGCAGGGUUAAUCACCAACUUCAAUGAACCAAUAAACCAGAUUGCAACUCAGAUUGCAGUGCUGAUUGCAAAAGUUGCUCGAUUGGAUUGUCCCAGACAGUGGCCUGAACUGAUUCCCACUCUUAUAGAAUCUGUGAAAGUCCAAGAUGAUCUUCGACAGCACAGAGCAUUACUUACCUUCUAUCAUGUUACCAAGACUCUGGCAUCGAAACGUUUGGCUGCUGAUAGAAAACUGUUUUAUGAUUUAGCUUCUGGAAUUUAUAAUUUUGCCUGCUCUCUGUGGAAUCAUCAUACAGAUACAUUCCUACAACAAGUUUCUUCUGGCAAUGAAGCUGCAGUUCUAAGUUCACUAGAACGAACUCUACUAUCAUUGAAAGUGCUGCGUAAGUUAACAGUUAAUGGAUUUGUGGAACCUCAUAAGAAUAUGGAGGUGAUGGGUUUUUUACAUGGAAUAUUUGACCGUCUGAAACAAUUUCUGGAAUGUAGUAGAAGUGUAGGUACAAAUAAUGUAUGUAGAGAUAGACUGGAAAAGACCAUCAUUCUUUUUACCAAAGUGCUUUUGGACUUCUUGGAUCAGCAUCCCUUUUCGUUUACUCCUCUAAUUCAGAGAUCACUGGAAUUUUCUGUAAGCUAUGUAUUUACAGAAGUUGGUGAAGGCAUUACAUUUGAACGAUUCAUUGUCCAAUGCAUGAAUCUUAUUAAGAUGAUUGUCAAAAAUUAUGCUUACAAGCCAUCCAAAAAUUUUGAAGAUAGCAGUCCUGAAACUCUUGAAGCUCAUAAGAUUAAGAUGGCAUUCUUUACAUAUCCCACUUUGACAGAAAUAUGUAGAAGAUUAGUCUCUCAUUAUUUUCUCUUAACUGAAGAAGAACUGACAAUGUGGGAAGAAGACCCAGAAGGCUUUACAGUGGAAGAAACAGGAGGAGAUUCUUGGAAAUACAGUUUGAGGCCUUGCACUGAAGUACUAUUUAUAGAUAUAUUCCAUGAAUAUAACCAGACUCUUACUCCUGUACUUCUAGAAAUGAUGCAGACACUUCAAGGGCCCACUAAUGUGGAAGAUAUGAAUGCACUAUUAAUCAAAGAUGCUGUGUAUAAUGCUGUUGGAUUAGCGGCUUAUGAGCUGUUUGACAGUGUUGAUUUUGAUCAGUGGUUUAAAAACCAACUUCUUCCAGAAUUACAAGUCAUUCACAAUAGGUAUAAGCCAUUGCGACGCAGGGUGAUUUGGCUCAUCGGUCAGUGGAUUUCUGUGAAAUUCAAGUCUGACUUAAGACCCAUGUUAUAUGAGGCAAUUUGUAACUUGCUUCAAGAUCAGGACUUAGUGGUUCGUAUUGAAACAGCUACAACUCUGAAGUUAACUGUAGAUGAUUUUGAGUUUAGAACAGAUCAGUUUCUACCGUAUUUGGAAACCAUGUUCACACUACUUUUUCAGUUACUGCAGCAAGUUACAGAAUGUGACACAAAGAUGCAUGUUUUACACGUCCUUUCUUGUGUGAUUGAAAGAGUCAACAUGCAGAUCCGACCGUAUGUAGGAUGUUUGGUACAGUAUUUGCCUCUUCUUUGGAAGCAGAGUGAAGAACACAAUAUGUUGAGAUGUGCUAUUCUUACAACACUUAUUCAUCUUGUUCAGGGAUUAGGAGCAGACAGCAAGAACCUGUACCCUUUCCUGCUCCCAGUUAUUCAACUGAGUACAGAUGUUUCCCAGCCUCCACAUGUUUAUCUUCUGGAAGAUGGUUUAGAAUUAUGGUUAGUGACUUUGGAAAACAGCCCAUGUAUUACCCCAGAGUUGCUUCGUAUAUUUCAGAAUAUGUCACCACUUCUUGAACGAAGUUCAGAAAAUCUCAGAACCUGCUUUAAGAUCAUCAAUGGUUAUAUCUUUUUAUCAUCAACAGAGUUUUUACAGACAUAUGCAGUAGGUCUAUGUCAGUCCUUCUGCGAGCUGCUAAAGGAAAUCACUACAGAAGGUCAAGUUCAAGUGCUCAAGGUUGUGGAAAACGCCCUUAAAGUGAACCCAGUAUUAGGCCCGCAAAUGUUUCAACCAAUUCUGCCCUAUGUUUUCAGAGGUAUUAUAGAAGGGGAGAGGUAUCCUGUAGUGAUGUCAACGUAUCUCGGGGUUAUGGGCCGAGUCCUGCUACAAAACACUAGUUUCUUUUCUUCGCUUCUCAAUGAGAUGGCACAUAAAUUUAAUCAGGAGAUGGACCAGCUUUUGGGAAAUAUGAUUGAAAUGUGGGUUGAUCGCAUGGACAACAUUACCCAGCCUGAAAGGAGAAAACUUUCAGCUUUGGCUUUGCUUUCUCUUCUACCAUCUGAUAAUAGUGUUAUCCAGGAUAAAUUCUGUGGGAUUAUAAACAUCUCAGUGGAGGGCCUACACGAUGUCAUGACGGAAGAUCCUGAAACAGGAACUUACAAAGACUGUAUGUUGAUGUCUCAUCUUGAAGAACCAAAAGUCACAGAAGAUGAAGAACCACCCACAGAACAGGAUAAGAGGAAAAAGAUACUGGCCCUGAAGGACCCGGUGCACACGGUGUCACUGCAGCAGUUCAUCUACGAGAAGCUCAAGGCUCAGCAGGAGCUCCUGGGAGAGCAGGGCUUCCAGUCCCUCAUGGAGACGGUGGACACAGAGAUCGUCACCCAGCUCCAGGAGUUUCUGCAGGGCUUCUGAGAGCACGUGCCCUGUGGCUGCCCCCCUUCUGAAGCAAUCCAAGGAUCUCAACCUGCCAUCUGUGUGUGAGCACCUGCCGAGACGACGAAACCCCUGCGUAUGAAAAUAAAGAAGCCAAGACAACACAUUUUUUACUACAAAAUUCAGCAAAUACAUGUAAAUCCCACAUAACUAAAUUCACAAACCUAAAUCCUCAAAAGAAUUUAAUUUUAUAUUUACGAGGGGCCCUGUGUUUACUAGAGAUAGAUUUGAUGGCACUAGCUGCUUAGUUUCCUGUUAAGAGAAGAAACUGUUUGAUUACCUUUUAAUCAUGUGCUCUUAACACUUGAGAAGAUGAAGGUUAAUCCUGAGAUGUUUUUCUGCAACCAAAAUUACUUAAAUUUGGCUGCCUUAUUCCUUUUUUAAGCUAAUGAAACUACAGGUUUGAAAAAUGACAAAGCUGUUCAGAUGAUGCAAUUAAAGAAAAUUGUACACCAGGCAAAAAUAUAUAAAUAGUGACAAAUAGACAGUUCUGGCAAAGGAGUUGCUUUCAUCUGACAUAGAAAACAUGUUUUAUCAGACGGAUGCUUUUAUUUUCAUUCUAGUAAUUUGAUACAAGAAUUAGUAAAGGGAUUUUUUUCUCGUUUCAUUUUCAGUAAUUAUACUUAGUCUUUCGAUGCACAUUGUAAGGCCUACAGAAGUGAACCUGUGGUACUGCAGUACCAGGUGGAAGACCUCUGGUGGUAUUUUGGUCCUAGUUCCUUUGUUACUCCCAAAGGCCAGGAGUCCUGUGCGCACCGAGAUGCACCGGGCCACCCUCAGACCCCCAGUGCUGUGGCGUGGCCGUGACCGGCUAUUCAGCACUUGCCCAUCUUGCGUUCCUCAGGACGGGAGGGCAUCAGCCUCACUGUGGGUGCACCCAGGAGGGCCCAGCAGUCCCCAGGGUACCAACACUGAUGUGACAAGUCUUCCAUUCUUAUUCCUCCAACGUGCAGUACCGAAAAAGGGGAAAAAGGAGAAAAUAAAGCCUUACUUUGUUUUACUUGCCAUUUAUUGUAAGGAACCUUUAAAGCAUUUUUAAGGAAAUAUUCAAAGCAAGGUUGGAAAUGUCUGAUCUUUCUAUAGAAAGUUGGGUACAGUAUGUAACUGCGGGAAACCCACUGCCCCUUUGUAAGCUGUGGAACCCAAAAUGUGUGGAAAUAUUUGAUGUUUUCAGCAAGAGAAAGAAAAUAUGGUCCAAAUUAAAUUUUCCAAAGAUACCUCA